Magnolia sinica is the source of this 988-nucleotide messenger RNA. RefSeq names its product small ribosomal subunit protein mL103 (rPPR7)-like. The record is from RefSeq and is a predicted model, not a curated record. The coding region runs from base 158 to 601 and encodes 147 amino acids. NCBI's taxonomy places the organism in Eukaryota, Viridiplantae, Streptophyta, Magnoliopsida, Magnoliales, Magnoliaceae. The transcript has a single exon.
GCCAACUUCGGCUCGUGUGAGCCACGGCCCAUCGCGUCCCAAACCCUAAAACCAGCUAGAGAGCCUCCAUAAAAUCGCCGCUCCCUCACCCCGCCGCCCUCUUUUUUACCUCACCCCACGACUUGAAAUUCCCAUUUUGCCCCAGGCACGAAUCCCAAUGACAACUCUAUCCUCCUCUCUCAACCACUUCCUUCCCCGCUCCCGCCUCCUCUCCACCACCACCACCGCGACUGCCACGUCUCGCUCAAUCUCCAUCAGUCGCGCAAAAUCCAAGCUCCGAUCCGAGCACGACCCAGACAAAGCUCUCGCCGUCUACUCCUCCGUCGUGGCCCACCUCCAGUCCCCCGUCGCCUCCCGCUACGCCCUCGAUCUCACCGUCCGUCGCCUGGCCAAGUCCCACCGCUACUUCGACAUCGAAUCCCUCGUCGAGUCCCAGAAAUCAGAUCCCAAAAUCACCCAAGAGCCCUUCCUCCUCACCCUCAUCCUCACCUACGGCCGAGCCGGCAUGCUCGACCAGGCCAUCCAAAAUUUCCAACAGUUGGACUCCCUCGGCACCUCGCGGUCCGCUGUCUCCUCAAGAAGUGUUAGGAUUGAUGGAUGAGAUGGCCUCCUCGGGGCUGAAGCCUGAUACGAUUAGCUAUAAUUAUCUCAUGACGUGUUACUGUAAGAAUGGGAAGAUGGACGAGGCGAAGAAAGUUUACUAGGGUUUGGAGGAGAAACGGUGUCUGCCAAAUGCCAAAACGUAGGAAUGGGGAUUUCGAUGCGGGGUUGGAAUUUUCAAGGCCAGUGUGAAGAAGAACAAGAUUCCGAAUUUUGGGAAGACAAGGGUUUGGUUGAGGGGCUGGUUAAGAAUUCGGAGGUGGUGAAGGCGAAGGGGUUGAUUUGAGAGGUGAAGAAGAGGUGGUUGAUAGUCUGAAUUGUUAAAGGAGAAGCAGCGGUCAAAGGAUCGCAAAGUACGGUACUUAUCUCUCCUUUAUUAGAGUUUCUU